Messenger RNA from Gossypium arboreum, 1645 nucleotides. RefSeq names its product protein REVERSION-TO-ETHYLENE SENSITIVITY1-like. Gene Ontology annotation, biological process: regulation of ethylene-activated signaling pathway; response to ethylene. Lineage: Eukaryota; Viridiplantae; Streptophyta; Magnoliopsida; Malvales; Malvaceae. The record is from RefSeq and is a predicted model, not a curated record. The transcript is spliced from 3 exons. Gene Ontology annotation, cellular component: endoplasmic reticulum; Golgi apparatus. The coding region runs from base 857 to 1618 and encodes 253 amino acids.
ACUCACCCAUAACAAUUUGACAUGUAAGACCUUGAGACAAAGCUGUUACAGAAAAUGGAUCCUCUCUCACCUUCUGUCACUCCAAAUUCGAUAUCCCUUCAUCCUCGACUACCCUAUCUAAUGAUCCUCUGCCUUAUAUUAAACAAAAAAAGCAUACAUCUCCAUCAUCAUCUCAGCCUUGUUGGGUUAUCCCAUCCAAAAAUGUCAAUAGUUAUUACACAAAAGAAGUUUUGGUGGUUCAGUACGUUCAUCCAGUGAAGACUAAGGACGGAUGGAGAGCCGUAGGAAGGACGAAGGCAUUAAGCUCUGAGAUCAGAGGCCAUUGAGUGUUGGCCGAAAAGUGCUUGAUACACUAGCUUAUAGAUGACGGCUUGAGGCUUAAAUACGCUGGUAAGUCGUAGCAACUGGCGUAAGCACAGUGACGCUACAACAUGUAGGAGACUCCUUGGAUUGGGCUUACACAAUCUGUAUGUGGGUUUUUAAGAACAAAGUCUUAACUGUCAAACCAUAAAAAUAAAUGCAAAAUUAAAGAACCAACAUUGAAAGUAAAGGAUGGUGAGGGGUCCCACCUGGUAUUGGAAAUCCCAGAAAUGGUUUCAGGUUCAUGCACCUUCCAAUUCCAAAGCAAGCAAAUGUAUUAUUUCAAUUAUAUAAAUUAUACAUUUUUUUAUUGAUUCCCAAUUUUAAAUUUAUUUUUUGUCACAAUAUAUAAAUCACUUCUUGCUUUUGCUUCUUCAACAUGAACAUCACCAACAACUACUUAAAAAAAAAAAACCUUUCUUCUUCCUUCAUCGAUCUUUACUUUAUGGCAGAAUGUAUAUCUAUCAUCUUUGUGACUGCAUGAUUGCUCUAUGAAAUGGUGAUAGUUCACCACCAAGAACUACAUAGAUCCGACCCCUAUGUUCCAAUAACGGAUCGCAAACAAGGUUUCGAUAUUGAACUUAUGAGUUCUACUUCUAAAGUUGAGCAUGAAUUGUGGCCGUUGGAUGGAAUUGAUUCGAAGAAUUCAAAGUUUCCUUGUUGUCUAGUUUGGACACCACUCCCUGUUGUUUCAUGGUUAGCACCUUUCAUAGGACACGUUGGGAUUUGCCGAGAGGAUGGAGCGGUUCUUGACUUUUCGGUAUCGAAUUUUGUCAAUGUUGAUGGUUUUGCUUUUGGUGCUGCAGCUCGAUAUGUUCAACUCGAUAGAGAAAAGUGUUGCUUUCCUCCCAACAUGUCCGGGCAUACGUGCAAGCAAGGCUACCAACAUUCCGAGUACGGGACUGCAAUCACAUGGGACGAUGCGUUACGGUCGAGCGCACGUAACUUUGAGCACAAGAGCUACAACCUCUUCACGUGCAACUCUCACUCGUUCGUAGCCAAUUGUCUCAACCGACUUAGCUACGACGGAUCAAUGGAUUGGAACAUGAUAACCGUGGUGGCUUUAGUAAUUAUCAAGGGGCAUUGGGUCAAUAACAUGUCGAUAAUAAGAUCAUUCCUCCCUUCCACGGUGGUGCUUUGCCUCGGGUUAGUAUCAGUCGGCUGGCCCUUUUUGGUUGGAUUGUUCUCAUUCUCUAUACUUCUAAUGGGGUGGUUUCUAUUGGGAACUUAUUGUUUCAAAACGUUAUUGGAAAGAUAGAGGUGUCGUUUUCAUUGAAGUUGAAAA